AACAUUUCUGGGAAUUUAGGGAUUCGAGUUGGCUGAUCUCAGUCUUGCACACCUCGCUCUCUCUCUCUCACUCUCUCACUCUCUCCGUCGCUACAGCUUAGUGAUUUUGGGGUUUCUCUUCUCAUCGAGACAUAAGGGUUUAUAGUCCGUGCAAAGAUUGUUGCUUGUUGUAAAAAUCUGAAUUGCUUGAAGAGAAAAAAUGGAUAAUAAAGAAGCAGUGUUGGAAGAUGUGGAAAUAAAUUCUGUGAAUGUUCCAGUGUCUGAAUUCGACGGGUGGGCCAAAUUCGAGGAUGAUGACGUAAUGGAGCAGCAAUUUGCAAUUCAGGCUGACGAAGACAAGAAAGUUCCGUUUGUGGGUGACAAGGAACCGCUAAGUAGCUUAGCCGCUGAAUAUCAAUCAGGCAGUCCUAUCUUGCUGGAGAAAAUUAAGGUUCUUGACGAGCAAUAUGCUGGCAUUCGGCGGACUCGCGGAGAUGGAAACUGCUUCUUUCGAGGCUUUAUGUUUUCAUACCUUGAGCAUAUUUUGGACACUCAAGACCAAACAGAAAUUGAUCGUAUCAAAGCCAAUAUAGAAAAAAGUAGAAAAGCACUGCAGUCCUUGGGUUAUGCAGAACUGACUUUUGAAGACUUUUUUGGGUUAUUCCUUGAGCAGCUGGAAUGUGUUAUUCAAGGGAAAGAGAGUUCCAUAAGUCGUGAAGAGCUUGUUCUUAGAAGCCGAGAUCAGUCAAUAUCUGAUUAUGUUGUUAUGUUCUUCAGAUUCAUUACCUCUGCUGAAAUACAGAAGCGCUCAGAAUUUUUUGAACCUUUCAUACUGGGGUUGACUAAUACAACAGUUGAUCAGUUUUGCAAAUCAUCUGUUGAACCAAUGGGUGAAGAGAGCGACCAUGUGCAUAUUACUGCCCUUUGUGAUGCAUUGGGCAUUCCAAUCCGUGUUGUGUACCUUGACCGUAGCUCAUGUGAUACUGGUGGUGUCAGUGUAAAUCAUCAUGAUUUCGUGCCAGUUGCCGGUGAUCUCCCAAAUGCUAGUGGUAGCUCUGGAAAGAACAAUCCUUUCAUCACUUUGCUAUAUCGCCCUGGUCACUAUGAUAUCCUCUAUCCAAAGUGAUGACGUCUUGGGAUGACCUUUUGUUUGUUACUUUUUUGGUGGUGUGUGGAAGGCCUCAAGAGCUCUGCGCCGAGCUAGGUUGUUAAGGACAUGUGUGCCCUGUACCUUGUUAAUGCUGAAUGUCAAUUGUGUAGGAUGUUUUACCUAAUUAGAAGAGAUUGAUCAACAAAGUACGUCAACAUUAACGCACUAAUAAUCAAAUUCUCACCUUGAUGCCUGUUACUCCAUUACAUGUUGGCCAUGAUUUCUUUCUUGCUAGUAUCUUUUGUGCAUUGGGAGUUAAGUCACUAUUACGAUGACAUGACUCCUGAUAAUAGCUCCGGUAU
Gastrolobium bilobum is the source of this 1431-nucleotide messenger RNA. RefSeq names its product OVARIAN TUMOR DOMAIN-containing deubiquitinating enzyme 1. Gene Ontology annotation, cellular component: nucleus. NCBI's taxonomy places the organism in Eukaryota, Viridiplantae, Streptophyta, Magnoliopsida, Fabales, Fabaceae. Gene Ontology annotation, molecular function: ubiquitin binding; cysteine-type deubiquitinase activity. The coding region runs from base 200 to 1105 and encodes 301 amino acids. Gene Ontology annotation, biological process: protein K48-linked deubiquitination. The transcript has 9 exons. The record is from RefSeq and is a predicted model, not a curated record.